AUGAGACUUCUGAGUGUGCUGCGAAGUGUGUGUAAGUCGACAGCACAGACGCAGUCCUGUGCACAUCUGAAUGAGCCUUCGGAUGCGAAUGACGCAGACUCUGUGCAGCGACAGUGCCAUCAACUGCUACACCCAUUUACACGUCUUCGUGCGCUCUCGUACUCGCCGUCGAAGGUGGAAGCUAACUCACGAGACACAAAAACGAGACGCAACUCAGACG
Molecule: messenger RNA, 220 nt
Organism: Sphaeroforma arctica JP610
Lineage: Eukaryota; Ichthyosporea; Ichthyophonida
Exons: 1
Source: RefSeq, a predicted model, not a curated record